This is a messenger RNA of Pangasianodon hypophthalmus (striped catfish), 11441 nucleotides long. Its product is annotated as mucin-17-like. The coding region runs from base 1 to 11133 and encodes 3710 amino acids. The transcript has 11 exons. The record is from RefSeq and is a predicted model, not a curated record. Lineage: Eukaryota; Metazoa; Chordata; Actinopteri; Siluriformes; Pangasiidae.
AUGACCAAAGAACAAAAUUUAUUUGCAGCUCAGAGUACACAAUAUGCAACCAUAACAACUGGUGAUUUUGGCACAACAGGUGAGAGUUUGGAAACAACCACAGACAACUCUCUUACAACUACCCCAGAUGCAACCGUAACAACUACUGUCUCUGCCACAACAGCUGAGAGUUUGGAAACAACCACAGACAACUCUCUUACAACCACUAGUGAUUCUGGCACGACAGCUGAGAGUUCAGACACAAUCACAGACAACUCUCUUACAACUACCCCAGAUGCAACCGUAACACCUAGUGACUCUGGCACAACAGCUGAGAGCUCAGAAAGAACCAAAGACAACUCUCUUACAACCACUAGUGAUUCUGGCACAACAGCUGAGAGUUCAGAAACAACCACAGACAACUCUCUUACAACUACCCCAGAUGCAACCGUAACACCUAGUGACUCUGGCACAACAGCUGAGAGCUCAGAAACAACCACAGACAGCUCUCUUACAACGACUAGUGAGUCUGCCACAACAGCUGAGAGUUCAGAAACAACCACAGACAACUCUCUUACAACGACUAGUGAUGCUGGCACAACAGCUCAGAGUUCGGAAACAACCACAGACAACUCUCUUACAACUACCCCAGAUGCAACCGUAACACCUACUGUCUCUGCCACAACAGCUGAGAGUUUGGAAACAACCACAGACAAGUCUCUUACAACCACUAGUGAUUCUGGCACAACAGCUGAGAGUUCAGAAACUACCACAGACAACUCUCUUACAACUACCCCAGAUGCAACCGUAACAACUAGUGACUCUGCCACAACAGCUGAGAGUUUGGAAACAACCACAGACAACUCUCUUACAACCACUAGUGAUUCUGGCACAACAGCUGACAGUUCGGAAACAACUACAGACAACUCUGUUACAACCACUAGUGAUUCUGGCACAACAGCUGAGAGUUCGGAAACAACCACAGACAGCUCUCUUACAACCACUAGUGAUUCUGGCACAACAGCUGAGAGUUCGGAAACAACCACAGACAACUCUCUUACAACCACUAGUGAUUCUGGCACAACAGCUGACAGUUCGGAAACAACUACAGACAACUCUCUUACAACCACUAGUGAUUCUGGCACAACAGCUCAGAGUUCGGAAACAACCACAGACAACUCUCUUACAACCACUAGUGAUUCUGUCACAACAGCUGAGAGUUCAGACACAACAACAGACAACUCUCUUACAACUACCCCAGAUGCAACCGUAACACCUAGUGACUCUGGCACAACAGCUGAGAGCUCAGAAACAACCACAGACAACUCUCUUACAACCAGUAGUGAUUCUGGGACAACAGCUGAGAGUUCGGAAACAACCACAGACAACUCUAUUACAACUACCCCAGAUGCAACCAUUACAACGAGUGACUCUGCUACAACAGCUGAGGGUUUGGAAACGACCACAGACAACUCUUUUACAACCACUAGAGAUUCUGGCACAACAGCAGAGGGUUUGGAAAUAACCACAGACCACUCUCUUACAACUACUCCAGAUGCAACAGAAUCAACUAGUGAAUCUGCCACAACAGCUGAGGGUUCAGAAACAACCACAGACGGCUCUCUUACAACCACUAGUGAUUCUGGCACAACAGCUGAGAGUUUGGAAACAACCACAGACAACUCUCUUACAACCACUAGUGAUUCUGCCACAACAGCUCAGAGUUUGGAAACUACCACAGACAACUCUCUUACAACUACCGCAGAUGCAACCGUAACAACCACUAGUGAUUCUGACACAACAGCUGAGGGUUCAGAAACAACCGCAGACAACUCUCUUACAACCACUAGUGAUUCUAGCACAACAGCUGAGAGUUCGGAAACAACCACAGACAACUCUGUUACAACUACCUCAGAUGCAACCGUAACAACUAGUGACUCUGGCACAACAGCUGAGGGUUCGGAAACAACCACAGACAGCUCUCUUACAACCACUAGUGAUUCUGGCACAACAGCUGACAGUUCAGAACCAACCACAGACAACUCUCUUACAACCACUAAUGAUUCUGGCACAACAGCUGAGAGUUCGGAAACAACCACAGACGACUCUCUUACGACCACUAGUGAUUCUGGCACAACAGCUGAGAGUUCGGAAACUACCACAGAUAACUCUCUUACAACUAUGCCAGAUACAACCAUAACAACUAGUGACUCUGCCACAACAGCUGAGGGUUUGGAAACAACCAUAGACAACUCUCUUACAACCACUAGUGAUUCUCCCACAACAGCUGAGAGUUCGGAAACAACCACAGACAACUCCCUUACAACUACCCCAGAUGCAACUGUCACAACUAGUGACUCCGCCACAACAGCUGAGAGUUCAGAAACAACCACAGACAACUCUCUUACAACCACUAGUGAUUCUGGCACAACAGCUGAGAGUUCGGAAACUACCACAGACAACUCUCUUACAACUACCCCAGAUGCAACCGUAACAACUAGUGACUCUGCCACAACAGCUGAGAGUUUGGAAACAACCACAGACAACUCUCUUACAACCACUAGUGAUUCUGGCACAACAGCUGAGAGUUCAGAAACUACUACAGACAACUCUCUUACAACUACCCCAGAUGCAAGUGUCACAACUAGUGACUCUGGCACAACAGCUGAGAAUUCAGAAACAACCACAGACAACUCUCUUACAACCACUAGUGAUUCAGGCACAACAGCUCAGAGUUCAGAAACUACCACAGACAACUCUCUCACAACUACCCCAGAUGCAACCGUAACAACUAGUGACUCUGGCACAACAGCUGAGGGUUCGGAAACAACCACAGACAGCUCUCUUACAACCACUAGUGAUUCUGGCACAACAGCUGACAGUUCAGAAACAACCACAGACAACUCUCUUACAACCACUAAUGAUUCUGGCACAACAGCUCAGAGUUCGGAAACAACCGCAGACGACUCUCUUACAACCACUAGUGAUUCUGGGACAACAGCUGAGAGUUCGGAAACUACCACAGAUAACUCUCUUACAACUACCCCAGAUACAACCAUAACAACUAGUGACUCUGCCACAACAGCUGAGGGUUUGGAAACAACCAUAGACAACUCUCUUACAACCACUAGUGAUUCUCCCACAACAGCUGAGAGUUCGGAAACAACCACAGACAACUCCCUUACAACUACCCCAGAUGCAAGUGUCACAACUAGUGACUCUGGCACAACAUCUGAGAGUUUGGAAACAACCACAGACAACUCUCUUACAACCACUAGUGAUUCUGGCACAACAGCUGAGAGUUCGGAAACUACCACAGACAACUCUCUUACAACUACCCCAGAUGCAACCGUAACAACUAGUGACUCUGCCACAACAUCUGAGAGUUUGGAAACAACCACAGACAACUCUCUUACAACCACUAGUGAUUCUGGCACAACAGCUGAGAGUUUGGAAACAACCACAGACAACUCUCUUACAACCACUAGUGAUUCUGGCACAACAGCUGAGAGUUCAGAAACAACCACAGACAACUCUCUUACAACUACCCCAGAUGCAACUGUCACAACUAGUGACUCUGGCACAACAGCUGAGAAUUCAGAAACAACCACAGACAACUCUCUUACAACCACUAGUGACUCUGGCACAACAGCUGAGAGUUCGGAAACUACCACAGACAACUCUCUUACAACUACCCCAGAUGCAACCGUAACAACUAGUGACUCUGCCACAACAGCUGAGGGUUCGGAAACAACCACAGACAGCUCUCUUACAACCACUAGUGAUUCUGGCACAACAGCUGAGAAUUCGGAAACCACCACAGACAAGUCUCUUACAACCACUAGUGAUUCUUGCACAACAGCUGAGAGUUCGGAAACAACCACAGACAGCUCUCUUACAAUCACUAGUGAUUCUGGCACAACAGCUGAGAGUUCGGAAACUACCACAGACAACUCUCUUACAACUACCCCAGAUGCAACCGUAACAACUAGUGACUCUGCCACAACAUCUGAGAGUUCGGAAACAACCACAGACAGCUCUCUUACAACCACUAGAGAUUCUGGCACAACAGCUGAGAGUUCGGAAACUACCACAGACAACUCUCUUACAACUACCCCAGAUGCAACUGUCACAACUAGUGAUUCUGCCACAACAACUGAGAGUUCGGAAACAACCACAGACAACUCCCUUACAACUACCCCAGAUGCAACUGUCACAACUAGUGACUCUGGCACAACAGCUGAGAGUUCAGAAACUACCACAGACAGCUCUCUUACAACCACUAGUGAUUCUGGCACAACAGCUGACAGUUCAGAACCAACCACAGACAACUCUCUUACAACCACUAGUGAUUCUGGCACAACAGCUGAGAGUUCGGAAACAACCACAGACAACUCUCUUACAACUACCCCAGAUGCAACUGUCACAACUAGUGACUCUGGCACAACAGCUGAGAAUUCGGAAACCACCACAGACAAGUCUCUUACAACCACUAGUGAUUCUGGCACAACAGCUGAGAGUUCGGAAACUACCACAGACAACUCUCUUACAACUACCGCAGAUGCAACCGUAACAACUAGUGACUCUGCCACAACAGCUGAGGGUUCGGAAACAACCACAGACAGCUCUCUUACAACCACUAGUGAUUCUGGCACAACAGCUGAGAAUUCGGAAACCACCACAGACAAGUCUCUUACAACCACUAGUGAUUCUCGCACAACAGCUGAGAGUUCGGAAACUACCACAGACAACUCUCUUACAACUACCCCAGAUGCAACCGUAACAACCACUAGUGAUUCUGGCACAACAGCUGAGGGUUCAGAAACAACCACAGACAACUCUCUUACAACUACCCAAGAUACAACCAUAACAACUAGUGAUUCUUCCACAACAGCUGAGAGUUCGGAAACAACCACAGACAACUCCCUUACAACCACUAGUGACUCUGGCACAACAGCUGAGAGUUCGGAAACUACCACAGACAACUCUCUUACAACUACCCCAGAUGCAACCGUAACAACUAGUGACUCUGCCACAACAGCUGAGAGUUUGGAAACAACCACAGACAACUCUCUUACAACCACUAGUGAUUCUGGCACAACAGCUGAGAGUUCAGAAACUACUACAGACAACUCUCUUACAACUACCCCAGAUGCAACUGUCACAACUAGUGACUCUGGCACAACAGCUGAGAAUUCAGAAACAACCACAGACAACUCUCUUACAACCACUAGUGAUUCAGGCACAACAGCUCAGAGUUCAGAAACUACCACAGACAACUCUCUUACAACUACCCCAGAUGCAACCGUAACAACUAGUGACUCUGGCACAACAGCUGAGGGUUUGGAAACAACCACAGACAACUCUCUUACAACCACUAGUGAUUCUCCCACAACAGCUGAGAGUUCGGAAACAACCACAGACAACUCCCUUACAACUACCCCAGAUGCAACUGUCACAACUAGUGACUCCGCCACAACAGCUGAGGGUUCAGAAACAACCACAGACAGCUCUCUUACAACCACUAGUGAUUCUGGCACAACAGCUGAGAGUUCGGAAACUACCACAGACAACUCUCUUACAACUACCCCAGAUGCAACCGUAACAACUAGUGACUCUGCCACAACAGCUGAGAGUUUGGAAACAACCACAGACAACUCUCUUACAACCACUAGUGAUUCUGGCACAACAGCUGAGAGUUCAGAAACAACCACAGACAACUCUCUUACAACUACCCCAGAUGCAACUGUCACAACUAGUGACUCUGGCACAACAGCUGAGAAUUCAGAAACAACCACAGACAACUCUCUUACAACCACUAGUGAUUCUGGCACAACAGCUGAGAGUUCGGAAACUACCACAGACAACUCUCUUACACCUACCCCAGAUGCAACCGUAACAACUAGUGACUCUGCCACAACAGCUGAGGGUUCGGAAACAACCACAGACAGCUCUCUUACAACCACUAGUGAUUCUGGCACAACAGCUGAGAAUUCGGAAACCACCACAGACAAGUCUCUUACAACCACUAGUGAUUCUCGCACAACAGCUGAGAGUUCGGAAACUACCACAGACAACUCUCUUAUAACUACCCCAGAUGCAACCGUAACAACCACUAGUGAUUCUGGCACAACAGCUGAGGGUUCAGAAACAACCACAGACAACUCUCUUACAACCACUAGUGAUUCUAGCACAACAGCUGAGAGUUCAGAAACAACCACAGACAACUCUGUUACAACUACCUCAGAUGCAACCGUAACAACUAGUGACUCUGCCACAACAGCUGUAAGUUCAGAAACAACCACAGACAACUCUCUUACAACCACUAGUGAUUCUGGCACAACAGCUGAGAGUUCGGAAACAACGACAUACAACUCUCUUACAAACACUAGUGAUUCUGGCACGACAGCUGAGAGUUCAGAAACAACCACAGACAACUCUGUUACAACUACCCCAGAUGCAACUGUCACAACUAGUGACUCUGGCACAACAGCUGAGAGUUCAGAAACAACCACAGACAACUCUCUUACAACCACUAGUGAUUCUGGCACAACAGCUGAGAGUUCGGAAACUACCACAGACAACUCUCUUACAACUACCCCAGAUGCAACCGUCACAACUAGUGACUCUGGCACAACAUCUGAGAGUUUGGAAACAACCACAGACAACUCUCUUACAACUACCCCAGAUGCAACCGUCACAACUAGUGACUCUGGCACAACAUCUGAGAGUUCGGAAACAACCACAGACAACUCUCUUACAUCCACUAGUGAUUCUGCCACAACAGCUGAGAGCUCGGAAACAACCACAGACAACUCCCUUACAACUACCCCAGAUGCAACCGUAACAACUAGUGACUCUGCCACAACAGCUGAGGGUUGGGAAACAACUACAGACAACUCUCUUACAACCACUAGUGAUUCAGGCACAACAGCUGAGAGUUCGGAAACUACCACAGACAACUCUCUUACAACUACCCCAGAUGCAACUGUAACAACCACUAGUGAUUCUGGCACAACAGCUGAGGGUUCAGAAACAACCACAGACAACUCUCUUACAACCACUAGUGAUUCUAGCACAACAGCUGAGAGUUCAGAAACAACCACAGACAACUCUGUUACAACUACCUCAGAUGCAACCGUAACAACUAGUGACUCUGCCACAACAGCUGUGAGUUCAGAAACAACCACAGACAACUCUCUUACAACCACUAGUGAUUCUGGCACAACAGCUGAGAGUUCAGAAACAACCACAGACAACUCUCUUACAACCACUAGUGAUUCUGGCACAACAGCUGAGAGUUCGGAAACUACCACAGACAACUCUCUUACAACUACCCCAGAUGCAACCGUCACAACUAGUGACUCUGGCACAACAUCUGAGAGUUUGGAAACAACCACAGACAACUCUCUUACAACCACUAGUGAUUCUGGCACAACAGCUGAGAGUUCAGAAACAACCACAGACAACUCUCUUACAACUACCCCAGAUGCAACUGUCACAACUAGUGACUAUGGCACAACAGCAGAGAGUUCAGAAACAACCACAGACAACUCUCUUACAACCACUAGUGAUUUUGGCACAACAGGUGAGAGUUUGGAAACAACCACAGACAACUCUCUUACAACUACCCCAGAUGCAACUGUCACAACUAGUGACUCCGCCACAACAGCUGAGAGUUCAGAAACAACCCCAGACAACUCUCUUACAACCACUAGUGUUUCAGGCACAACAGCUGAGAGUUCGGAAACUACCACAGACAACUCUCUUACAACUACCCCAGAUGCAACUGUCACAACUAGUGACUCUGGCACAACAGCUGAGAGUUCAGAAACAACCACAGACAACUCUCUUACAACCACUAGUGAUUUUGGCACAACAGGUGAGAGUUUGGAAACAACCACAGACAACUCUCUUACAACUACCCCAGAUGCAACUGUCACAACUAGUGACUCCGCCACAACAGCUGAGAGUUCAGAAACAACCCCAGACAACUCUCUUACAACCACUAGUGUUUCAGGCACAACAGCUGAGAGUUCGGAAACUACCACAGACAACUCUCUUACAACUACCCCAGAUGCAACUGUCACAACUAGUGACUCUGCCACAACAGCUGAGAGUUCAGAAACAACCACAGACAACUCUCUUACAACCACUAGUGAUUUUGGCACAACAGGUGAGAGUUUGGAAACAACCACAGACAACUCUCUUACAACUACCCCAGAUGCAACUGUCACAACUAGUGACUCCGCCACAACAGCUGAGAGUUCAGAAACAACCCCAGACAACUCUCUUACAACCACUAGUGUUUCAGGCACAACAGCUGAGAGUUCGGAAACAACCACAGACAACUCUCUUACAACUACCCCAGAUGCAACCGUAACAACCACUAGUGAUUCUGGCACAACAGCUGAGGGUUCAGAAACAACCACAGACAACUCUCUUACAACCACUAGUGAUUCUAGCCCAACAGCUCAGAGUUCGGAAACAACCACAGACAACUCUCUUACAACUACCUCAGAUGCAACCGUAACAACUAGUGACUCUGGCACAACAGCUGAGGGUUCGGAAACAACCACAGACAGCUCUCUUACAACCACUAGUGAUUCUGGCACAACAACUGACAGUUCAGAAACAACCACAGACAACUCUCUUACAACCUCUAAUGAUUCUGACACAACAGCUGAGAGUUCGGAAACAACCACAGACGACUCUCUUACAACCACUAGUGAUUCUGCCACAACAGGUGAGAGCUCGGAAACAACCACAGACAACUCCCUUACAACUACCCCAGAUGCAACCGUAACAACUAGUGACUCUGCCACAACAGCUGAGGGUUGGGAAACAACCACAGACAACUUUCCCACAACCACUAGUGAUUCUGGCACAACAGCUGAGAGUUCGGAAACUACCACAGACAACUCUCUUACAACUACCCCAGAUGCAACUGUCACAACUAGUGACUCUGCCACAACAGCUGAGGGUUGGGAAACAACCACAGACAACUCUCCCACAACCACUAGUGAUUCUGGCACAACAGCUGAGAGUUCGGAAACUACCACAGACAACUCCCUUACAACUACCCCAGAUGCAACCGUAACAACUAGUGACUCUGCCACAACAGCUGAGGGUUGGGAAACAACCACAGACAACUCUCCCACAACCACUAGUGAUUCUGGCACAACAGCUGAGGGUUCAGAAACAACCACAGACAACUCUCUUACAACCACUAGUGAUUCUAGCCCAACAGCUCAGAGUUCGGAAACAACCACAGACAACUCUCUUACAACUACCUCAGAUGCAACCGUAACAACUAGUGACUCUGGCACAACAGCUGAGGGUUCGGAAACAACCACAGACAGCUCUCUUACAACCACUAGUGAUUCUGGCACAACAACUGACAGUUCAGAAACAACCACAGACAACUCUCUUACAACCUCUAAUGAUUCUGACACAACAGCUGAGAGUUCGGAAACAACCACAGACGACUCUCUUACAACCACUAGUGAUUCUGCCACAACAGGUGAGAGCUCGGAAACAACCACAGACAACUCCCUUACAACUACCCCAGAUGCAACCGUAACAACUAGUGACUCUGCCACAACAGCUGAGGGUUGGGAAACAACCACAGACAACUCUCCCACAACCACUAGUGAUUCUGGCACAACCGCUGAGAUUUUGGAAACGACUACAGACAACUCUCUUACAACCACUAGUGAUUCUGGCACAACAGCUGAGAGUUCGGAAACAACCACAGACAACUCUCUUACAACCACUAGUGAUUCUGGCACAACAGCUGAGAGUUCGGAAACCACCACAGAAAACUCUCUUACAACCACUAGUGACUCUGGAACGACAGCUCAGAGUUCAGAAACAACCACAGAAAACUCUCUUACAUCCACAUCAGCAGCCACAACAACAGGUGCGACACAAAAAACCACUACAACUACAACUACAAAUCCACCUAUACCAUGUGAAAAUGGUGGAACUCCAACAGACAAUGGCUGUUUCUGCGCCCCUGGUUUUAUAGGAGGGUAUUGCGGCAGUGUUGUAUCUGAAAUCAGAGGUCCAGAUAAAAUUGAAAGGAUAGUCCUUGCUGAAGUAGACAUAAACAAAACUUAUAUCUCUGAAUACCAAAAUCCAUCCUCACAACAAUAUAAAGAUUUUGUCCAAAGCUUCAUUAUAAAGAUGACACCAUACUACAAAACCAGGAUUGAUAAGUUCUUGAAUAUAACAAAUGUAACACUGAGUGAAGGAAAACCUUUCAAGAGCCGAAUGCAGAGCAAGUGGAUAGAGAAAGCACCUAAAAGUGUGAAUGUUAAGCAUGACAUUGUUGUGGAAAUUGAAAACUAUGCUAGUGAAAAGUAUGAAAAGCUCUUUGUGACCGUCCAAGAAGCUGUUAAAUCACUUACAAAUUGUACUCCCAUGUUAAAAGCCUGCCCAAACUUUACUGUUACUGAGGUCCAGGUCAACAAAACUGUACUGACUGAAAAAGAGUUCUGUGAGCAAGUUACAGCAAUGCUUCCUGAGGAGUAUCGUCACUAUUUUUCUCCCGUUACUGUGCUGGGCAAAUUAACAUGUGUCAAUCAAUGUCAUCGUGAUCAUCCUUCUCCAAAGAUCUGCAUGAACAAAGGUACCUGUGAGGUUUCCAAGCAAGGACCAGCCUGCUACUGUCGUCACUCAGAUACAAAUUGGUAUCUUGGAGAAGAUUGCAAGUACCAAGUUCACAAAGUGGGCGUCUAUGCUGGAAUGGCAGUUGUCACUGUGGUUUUAGUAUUAGCUGUAGCAGUGUUUUCGGCAUAUGUCUCGCUUAAUAAAAGGAAACAGAAGAGGAAUAAAGACAAUAAGGAAGCUCUUGUGAAUCAGUGGAUAGAUGAUGACUUUGAGUGGCCCUCACAAAAAAGAUCAAACGAAUCUCAUUCAGUGGUUGAUGAAACAUAUGAUAAUCCUGCACAGUCAAAUGAGGAGAAUACCAGCCAGAAUACCACACCUCAUAGAACAGCCUCUUCCACCCAUCCUUCUUCCCCCCAAUUCAACUUGCCUCAAAAUGUAAUUCCACUUCAGUAUCUGGGCAGCAAUCACCCUAUGAGAAUCAGCAAGCCUCAGAUCCACACCUCUUCUUCAAGGCCAGAAAUAUACAACUUUGAUGUAUGAUAUUUAACAUCAUCACACAUUCACAAAACUAAAAACUACUGUUAAAAAUUGUUUGCCUCCACAGAGAAAAGCAUUAAAAUACUCUAGACAAGAUGAUUAUUUUUGCUUUUUGCUACAAAUUCCACAGAUCAUUCUAAAUACUUUUAUACUAUUUCUUAUUUACAUAUUGCAUUUUGAGUUUUCUGAUAGCUAAAAAUAAUGACAUGAUGACAAGACAAAAGAAGCACUUUUGCUAGAACACAAGCAUGAAUAAAAUACAAAUUUCAUGUUUUACUUGAAAAAAUCUUACAGUAUAUGUUUAAACUAUA